AUGGCUCCCAACGGCAAUCCGAAGGCGAGGAACGGUGCUGGUGUCGCCCAUGGAAGACCCAACGCUGCGAGGCGUGUCGUCCCCGUUAUUCCCCUCCCCAUGGACCGUCGCGUCAAGGCCAAUGCUGCUGCGAAGCAGGCCGCUGCUGCUGCCCAAGCCGCCGCUAUUGCGACCCAUCCUCGACCCGCCAUCACGAACGGCUCUUCUUUGAAAAUCCAGCACGACGUCGACUCCGCUCCCAACACCCCCAAGACCAUCGAGCUCGAGAUUGCCACAGACGACAACGACAAGGGAAAGCCCGUUGUUGCCAAUAAUGGUGCCGAGGAGACGCCUUCACCUGCCGACGCGGAAGUCGAUGACACAAAGGAUCGCGAAGCUACCGAUUCUCAGGAGUCUUCUGCCGCCAUCCCGACCCCGUCCACGACCGAAGAGUCCGAAUCCACCGACAAGACCGCCGACCAAGACCUCCCCCGCUCUGGUGAAGACCCUGUUCGAGGUAUGCCCGCCCUUGGCACUCGCAACUCCGGCCACCAAUUCUCACAUACCGCAGGCAAUAGUCACGUCACCUCUCCGCCCGCGAUCCGAGUUGCGAAGAAGGGUAGGAACUUUGAAUCUUGCGAUAUCAUCAUGCCGCAAAGUCCUAAUCACCAUGCCACAGACAACGCUCACCAGCAUCCGUCAACCUUCCGACCCCCUCCCGUCAUUCCUCCGACGCGUUACAACAUGCCACCCAAUGGCCAUAAUGGCCACAAUGGCUCGCGCCCUUCUCCCGUCGUCAUCAACGGCACCUCUCACCGGGGCCCUCGAUCAGUCCACAACGGUCCUCCACACAUGCAUGGCCCGCGUCCCAGCAACGGAAGCCUCCAGUUCGGCGGUUUUGCUUCCAACUCGUCUUCUCCGGCGCCUCCUCACUCGGGAGGCUUCAUGCCCCCUCCCGGCAUGCCUCUUCCCGACGGGCGUUCUUUCAGCGGUGCCGCCAACGGGUUCCACCGCCAGAUGCCCUACGGUACCGAGUUUGUGCCUGGCACAGGUGUAGAUGGAUUCGGCCGACCUGUUCCAGGUUAUGGAGGCAUGGAGCAGUACCCUCCUCAUCUCAAUGGUGGCUACGGACCUUCGACUCCUCAUAGUUUCCAGGGGUCGCACUCUUCGGCCCAUGCAGAUGACACUGGUGCCUACAACCACUACCCCGCGCCUGGUGUCCCCAACGGUACAGCCCAUGUCGAUGACGCUCGUCCUCACCCUCCUCCGGCCGGAGCUUUCGGUGGACCGCCCCAGCGAAUGAUGCCUGGGCCUAUCCCGCCCCCGCACAUGAUGCACCCCGGUCAUGAGCACCAGGGACUCGACGACAUGGCCGCAUACCUACGAUCGCAGUUCAGGGACCCUGCCUUUGCUGACUGCACUCUGGAGCUCCGAUACCUCGACGAUCGGGCUCCUCCCGUUCGCCUUCCAGGCCACCGUCUUGUUCUUGCCAGAAGCCAAGCCGUCCGCAACGUUCUAGAGGCCGACAACGUCGAAUCCAGCUCGCCCGGCGCUAACCGCACCAUCCUCCUGCAGUCCGAUGAUAGGUACCUCCGAUCUGAUGCCUUCUGGAUGGCCGUUCAGCACUUGUACGCCUUCCCCCUCUUGGACAUGCCUGAGCCAGCUUCCAAUGGCAACUUCACCAUGGCCGGCAACGCCGAUGACCGCUUCGACUUUGCUCUCGGCUAUGCUGCCGCCGGCCAUAUCCUGGCAUGGCAGCCUAUCGUCUUCCGUGGCCUGGAGAUAGCGUCCCAUUCCCUGAGCUGGUCGACUCUUGAGCGUGCUCUUGGCUUUGCCCUCGGUGAUCUGCCCAGUCGCGCUUCAGCUGACAGACACAGCCAGUUCGUCUAUGGCGAGCCUGUUCACGUUUUGAUGAAUGGUAUAAUCUCGUUCAUCAUCAACAACUUCCCGCCCGACUUCACUCUGGAUACGUCUGUCGCUGAGCCAGAGCGUUUUGCCCGUCUCCCUAUUGCUUCCACAUCGCUCCCGCCCCGCGAAGGAACGCCCACUAUUGCUCGCGGAACGGCUGACCAAGAUCGUCGAGCCGGCCCCAUGCACAUUCAGUUUGGUGACCUUGCUUUGGGCCCUGAUAACACAUCGAAUGGCUCGGAUUCGACCUCACAACCCUCUCAGCAACACAACAUCCGAUCGACUCUCUCUACCAUUCUCAUCAACCUCCCGUUUGCGUACUUGAAGCCGGCUCUCGAGUCCAGUGGCUAUGGUAAUGUCAAUGGAUGGGCGAACGUCGAGGCUCGGCACCACAUUAUGCGGGCCGUUGUCUCGGAGCGGGAGAAUAGACGGUCCAGAGUUGUUGAGGCUGUCAGAUCUGGUGCGGUACUGCAUGCGGAGUCCAUCCUGUAUAGCCUGCAGAGUGCCGAUCCCCACCAGAAUGAGGAAUGGCAUGCCCUUGGCUGGCGCGAGGACGUGGUCUCGUACGUUAACGGCGACGCGCCGUCCCUCGGCCGGCAGUGGGUUCCGUUGAUGGCGGCGCCGCAGCAGAACGGCACCGACCAUGUGGAGGCUACCAGCCGAGCGGCCUAUCCUUGA
Molecule: messenger RNA, 2565 nt
Organism: Colletotrichum godetiae
Lineage: Eukaryota; Fungi; Ascomycota; Sordariomycetes; Glomerellales; Glomerellaceae
Exons: 2
Coding region: 1-2565 (854 amino acids)
Source: RefSeq, a predicted model, not a curated record